Meira miltonrushii is the source of this 1291-nucleotide messenger RNA. RefSeq lists its product as uncharacterized. The transcript is spliced from 2 exons. Gene Ontology annotation, cellular component: peroxisomal membrane. The record is from RefSeq and is a predicted model, not a curated record. NCBI's taxonomy places the organism in Eukaryota, Fungi, Basidiomycota, Exobasidiomycetes, Exobasidiales, Brachybasidiaceae. Gene Ontology annotation, biological process: peroxisome fission. The coding region runs from base 250 to 1188 and encodes 312 amino acids.
AUUCGGUUCAAGUCCGGCUUUGCGGUUUGACUCUUUCUUUCUCUUUCUCUCCCUCUCUCCUUCCCCAGAAUCCAAUCAUCAUCUUCUCGUAAAGGUAGGCGCUGCUUGUGUGAGCGCUGGGGAUUACAUUAUUAUCCUUUCUCAUCACGACAAGCCUCUUGGGAGGACAACCCUGGUCACUGCAUUCAUUGGUAUACAGGAUAGAACAAUAGAAGACACUCAUCAAAACACCGGCAAGAGAUCAAAAUAAUGAGUGCAGCAUCAAAACCAGUCAGUGCAAGCCGUCAAGGCAAACAACGUCAACCAAAUCCAACAGAUAAGAUCUUAGGAUGUUUUUCUAAUGUUCCUCAAAAUUCAACUUUAGAUCAUCUAGUACGUUAUUUUUCCACUUGGAGUGGAACGGAUAAAUUGAUGAUGAUCACGCAAUAUUCAUCAAAAUUGUUGAUCGCUUUUUUGACAUUACAACAUGCUUUACGAAUCAGACUUCGAUAUGGAACGAAAGGAUAUCAUGCUCCACAUGGAGGUAGUUCGAUUGCGAAAAAAUUGGAAAAACUUUCUUCUUUAAUAUCCGAUGCAAGAUGUUUAUAUCGUAUUUGGGGAAUUUUGCCAAUUUUGAAAUGGAUGAUCGCUUUGGAAAAAUCACCACCUCCAACGAGACUUUUACAUAAUAUCGAACGUAUUCAAGGUUGGUCAAUGAUUUUGUAUUGUCCUUUAGAAGCAAUUGCUUAUCUAGCUUCUCAUAAUAUUCUCAACAUCUCUCAAACGACGCAAAACAAACUUUGGCUAACGAGUGCUCGGGCAUGGGCUGUAUAUGUGAUGCUACAGCUUUUGCAUCUUGUGGAAGAUAACAGGCUAUUGAGAUUAAGAGCAAAAGCAUUGGAACGCAGUCGUGGUCAUCCAUCUCCGCCAUCUUCCAGCUCAAACGUUUCAAAGACGAGCGAGAAAGGAUUAUCAGCAGAGCAAGUACAAACGAGACGGAUGUGGGAUGAGUUGGAUACACGCAAGGCGGCCAUCUUGAACGAGUUCUGGGUAAAUUUGGGCUAUAUGCCUUUGACGAUUCAUUGGUCACAUCCUUUGGGAUUGUUCAAUGACGCAUGGGUAGGAUUAUUUGGUACAGUUGCUGCUACGGCUGGUAUACGCUCAGGCUGGAAAGCAACCGAAUUACCACCAGAUGCAGCAACGCAAUGAGAUCCUUCUUCAUCAAAAGUAGCAUCUUACAUCUAAUGUUUCGAUGUAUGCACCUUUGUAUAUACUGCUUAUUCUCCUUCUACAAUUCAUGCUAAUAUCCAAG